AUGUCAGCGUCUGAUCAGAAUGUUGGAACCAUCAUCACACGGCUUCAAGUCACACUCAGCAGCGCCCAGAAAGCACCCCAAAGUCCCGGACACAAGGAAAAUACUCAACUGCCUCGCCAAAUGUUGGGUUGGGUCGCCGCGACGGCCUUCCAAGAUACUGCGACCGGCCUAGAAAAAGCAAACGAGCACCUUGAGGACGCUAUGUGCUUGAUGCGCCAGCUAAGCGCUUUCGAUUGCGUGCAAUAUGGUGGAAGUGCGGAGAUUCAGGUGGCGAGGGCGAGGAUUACGAAUGCGCUGAGUAAGUUGGAGCAUGUUGUGGUGGAGGUGCGCAGGAGCGUGCGUUAUAAAUAG
Molecule: messenger RNA, 351 nt
Organism: Cucurbitaria berberidis CBS 394.84
Lineage: Eukaryota; Fungi; Ascomycota; Dothideomycetes; Pleosporales; Cucurbitariaceae
Exons: 1
Coding region: 1-351 (116 amino acids)
Source: RefSeq, a predicted model, not a curated record